AUGGCGUCCGAAGAAAGUAGAGAUAAUGCGUAUGUCUAUACUGCGCAGACAGCCUACCGUUCAAAACCAGCCUACAGACCGAAACCAGCAUAUGUAUUCGUGGUUACCCCCAGACAGCAACGCCCAUAUACCAAUGAAAUGACGGUAACCCGGUUCCCAACCACUUCUCGGAACACAAUUCGACGAUACAACGGUCUUCCUACACGAAUAAACGAGUUUAAUUAUAAAUAUUUUCUUUUCCCGUCGAUCUUACGUUAG
Molecule: messenger RNA, 258 nt
Organism: Macrosiphum euphorbiae (potato aphid)
Lineage: Eukaryota; Metazoa; Arthropoda; Insecta; Hemiptera; Aphididae
Source: the annotation of a GenBank genome assembly